CUUCUCAAAAUAACAAUGGCCGCAUGAUGAUAUACUACGUGCAAUGUGUUUACAUUUUUGUGUGUGGUUUAUUGUUUAUAUAAACCAGUAAUUUGUUUAUCAACUCAAUAAAUUAAUACUCCUCAUUACUAUGACUGAUAAGAGAUUUCAAUCGGAAAGAAGUAACUCGACACACGAGGAUUUGUCCAGCAGUUCAACAUCAUCAUUUUCUUCAGACGAUGAAACGGACGGUCAAGACUUGAAACCAAUUAAAGAUUAUUUGUAUGAUAGACGAGAAUUGACAAAACAAUUAUUCAUGUCUGUAAAAAUGGAAAAAAUUAGAAUGAUGUUACCACAAGUAUUAAAGAGCAUCAAUAUGAAUGAAUUACAAGAAUGGUGUGCCAGUGAGUUGAGCGGAAUGUCUAAAUCACGAAUAUUAUCAAUACUUGAUGGUAAGCCAAUGAUUAAUUCUUCUGAUACUAGCGAUUCGGAUGAUUCUGGUCCAUCUUUAGAAAUCAUUUCUGACACUGAAGAAUGGAUAACAGAUUCUGAUCAACCAGCUGAUCAAAAAGAUAAAUCAGGAAAAUCUAAUAAAUCUAAAGCAAAGAAAAACAAGAAACAUUCCACAAAUAACCCUUCUCAAGGAAAAUCUUCCCAGGUUAAAGAAAGUUUAAGAAAAAAUAUUGAUUUAACUAAAAUAAAAAAUGAAAAAGAAACCAAGAGUACACCUAAUCCUCAAGGCGAAAGUUUAUUAGAUUUAUUAGAACUUGAAAUGCGCGCCCGAGCUAUUCGAGCUUUAAUUAGAAAAGAAGAAAAUCUUAUUCCCAAUGCCGAAUCUUCUUCAUCGACUUCUGCAACUACAAAUAAUUUAAAUAAACAAAAUAUUUUUCAAACUAAUAGUAAGGAAUCCAAUAAUGAAGUGUUAUCUGAUACAAGUAAAGUUUUUAAUGAAAGUCAAAUGUUUCAAAAUAUAAAUUCAACAUUGAAUGAAGAUGAAGACGUUGUUCUGGUAAUAAAACCAACACCAACAAUUGAAUUAUUAUCCAGUGACAGUGAAAAUGAAAAUUCAGAAAGUUGUACUAAUAAAUCUAAUAAUAAAGUUGAACAAUCUAAUGUGGUAAUGCGACAGGAGAGUGAAUUAAAUAAAGUGGAAUCAAACAAAAAUAUUCUAAAACAAACUCUUUUAGAUAAUGAAAAAAUCAACUGUGAUCAAGUAAAUGAAAAAAAUGGUAAAAAUAAAAUAAGCUGUGAAAAAGAUAAAAAACUUAGUGAAACGGACACUGUGAACAGUGAUAGUAAAGAAAAUAAGAUUAUAAAUCUUUCAUUACAGACAGAAAAUAGUAAUGAGAAUGAUAAAAUAACGUUAAGUGAUUGUGAGGAAGUAAUUGAUUUAGAUGAUUAUUCAAAUGAUAUGGAUGAUAUUGAAAAUGAUAAUACGAAAGAUAAUUUAGAAAAAAGUGAUCACUUAAAAGAGAGUUGUUCAUUCCAAUCUACCGAAACAUGGGCAACUCGGUAUUACCAAACUGACAAUGUGCAGAAUGUUAUAAAAGAAUCUAAAAUCCAAUCUGAGAUAAGAAAACGUUUCCGUGAGAGACAAAAGUUAUCGAAACUUGGUAAUAGUUCUAAAGACUUAAAUAAAAAGUCUUGUACAGAGGAAAAAAGUGCUGAAUUAGACGAAAUAAAACCGACGGGUUCAGUUACUGAAUAUUUAGCUCUAAAAAAUCUUUCCAACUUACCAAGUAAUGAUACAAUAUCCUCUGCAAAUAAUAAACCUACAAAUACUGCAGAUCUUUCUGAACAAGUGUCCGUUACUAGUGCAAAUAAUCAUGAAGAAACUAAGUGUGAUGAACAAUUACCAAUUAAUUUACCUGAACAAAAUUCCUAGUUAUUAUUUAAAAAUAAUUUUAUACAUAGAUGAUAAUAUAAAAAAUAUAAAUAAUUAAAAUAAACUAAGUGAAUGAAAUAAUCUUUUUUAAAAGUAAGAUGAUUUCAAAGAAUCAAUAAAAUCUUAUACAUAUAGAUUAAUUGCAUGGUAUACGUGAGUAUUCUAUAACUCGAAGAUAUUACUCAAUCAUAGAGAUUGAUUUAUCGUGACGGUGACGCAAUUUGCUCGAGAUGCGAAAACGAUUCGAUCCAUCGUCACCGAGUAUGCGCGUGCUAUAAAAUAAUUAGAAGGGAUGGGGAAAUAAGCCAAUCAACAAUUAUUAGUUAUCCUAAACCAGAACUCAAUUAAUAAAGAUAGGUAAUAUGCAUGCAAGCACACUAUUAGUAAUUAAUACUACUGUGUAAAAUCUACAGAGGAAUAUUAUGACAUAAUAUGUAUUAUACUCGUGUUUCCGAUUUAUUUGAAACUCUGUCGAUAUUCUUAUCUUUGUCGUUAUCAUCAUCAUCCCGUAAAACUAAGUAAUGUAACCAUAAUGAGUUAAUGAUUGAGUUAGAUCCAUUAGGUAGUCAUUAUCGGCUCGAUGAAUAUAGAACGGCUAUGCUCUAGGCGAUACUUUGAUAGAUGUUUGAAACAGACAUACGGUAGAGAAAUUAUCGACAGACUUUAGUUUCCUUUUGAACACUAUCAAAGCACCACGAAAUAAUUGCUUCAGUUAAUUUAAAAAAGACCAUCAACUAAUAUUGCGUUGAUAUUUUUCUUUUUCUAUUUCAAAUAUUCA
This is a messenger RNA of Chelonus insularis, 2642 nucleotides long. RefSeq names its product probable serine/threonine-protein kinase DDB_G0278845. NCBI's taxonomy places the organism in Eukaryota, Metazoa, Arthropoda, Insecta, Hymenoptera, Braconidae. The transcript is spliced from 3 exons. Bases 131 to 1864 code for a protein of 577 amino acids. The record is from RefSeq and is a predicted model, not a curated record.